AAAAAAGAUGUCUGGGGUAUCUCUGGCCGUGGGGGCAAGACCAGAUCAACCUACCGCCACGGCAGGCGAGUCAACUUCAUCCACAAAAUCCGGUCCGAAACAACCACCACCGUCUCAGCUGCAACAGCAAACGAUGAUGGGAGGGUUGAUGGGAUCUCUCCGAGUGAUCGAGCUCCAAUUGGUAGCCUUCAUCAUGGUCUUCUCCCUCAGCGGCCUUGUCCCCGUCCUGGACCUAGUCUUCCCGCUCUUCAUCUCCGCCUACCUAAUCGUCCUCUCCCGCCUCGUCUUCCCUUCCCCUCGCGGUCGAGGAGGAGCCACAUCCGAGAUCUUUCAGGGGAGCCGGCUGUUUCGCCUCUACGUCAUCCUGGGGACCGCGGUCGGGCUGUUCCUGCCCCUGGCUUACGUUCUCGGUGGGUUCGCCAGGGGAGACAACAGCGCGGUCCGGUCCGCCACCCCGCACCUGUUCCUGCUCUCUUGCCAGAUUCUCACCGAGAAUCUGGUGAGCGGGCUAUCCCUCUUCUCGCCGCCCAUCAGGGCCCUGGUGCCCCUGAUGUACACGGUGAGGAGGGUGUUUGUGAUCCUGGACUGGACGCAGGAUGUCUGGUUCCAGAAGACUCUGGCGCCCAACGCCGACAUCGCGGAGGUGGGUUGGUAUUGGUUUGGGAAGGGCUUAGCGGCAGCCAAUCUGUCAUACUUCUCAAUCAACCUGCUCUGCUUUCUGAUCCCGAGGUUUCUGCCUCGAGCAUUCGAGAAGUACUUCAAUGACAGGGACAACGGCGAAGAGAUGCACUCCAAGAUGGCCGAGGAUAAGCGUUCUGCUGCUGCAAAAUCGCAACAGCCGGAGAAGAAAUCCGAUUGAGAGAAGAAAAAAAAAAAAGUCACAUAUAUGUAUUUUCCCCUCUGUUCAGUUAAAUUUAGCUUUGAUUUCUUUAAUCGGUUGACAUAUACCUAGAGAAAGAACGUUUCUUGUUUUACUCUUUUGGGACAUAUGAAUAUGUGAAACACCCUCGUUUCAGUUUCUUAUCAAAAUUUUGUCUCCUUUGCAUGUUUUAUUUUUCCUGCAUUUGCAUAAUGUUUGAUUGUUCAUAUGAA
Messenger RNA from Linum tenue, 1092 nucleotides. Lineage: Eukaryota; Viridiplantae; Streptophyta; Magnoliopsida; Malpighiales; Linaceae. The record is from the annotation of a GenBank genome assembly.